AUGAAUGAAAAAAAGGACCUAGAAUGGCUUCGAGGUCCUAAUAUUGCUUUAGUAGGAAGCCUAAUCUCCGGAGGAAUGAUUACUCCAAGUACUAAAGUAAUUUUACCCGAAGAUCCAUACGAAAUGGGCCCUUUUCAACAGAAAAAACGUUCAGUUCCAAAAACAGCAGCUCAAUCACGUUUAUUAUCGCCACUUGUUUCACAGGCACAAACAAGAGGCCCAACAACAGCAUUAAAUUCGCCAAAAUCUAAAAAAACACUUACGAAAAGACCAGAAACAGCGCAAAAACCACGCGAACGACGCAGAGAAAUGGCACCCGUACCUGCCCCUCCCAAACCAGAUGAUGGCGGAUUAAAUUUGCCUCCUAUUUCCGAUUUAAUUAGUACGAAACCACGAAUUGUUACAGCAAAAGAUGGACAAGAGUUAUUAGCAAGUUUCAGAAAACAGAUUUCAGAAAUACAAGACAGGCCAAAUGAAACUCCACAUGAAAAAUUUAGAAAUAUCAUGGAAGGAGUCGAUAUAUCGUUUUUAUUUUGGAACAAAGUCAUUACAGAUAUUCGUAGUUACUCGGAGGAUUACUCAAAACUUCUUAACGAAAUUAAAUCUUUCUAUAAAUACAAAUUAGCAGAGUUUCCAGAUAUAGGAGAUGAAUUUGUCGCAAUUAUUGAUGCCAAAGAGCGUGAAAACAAUCAAUUAUUCGAAGAAAAUAUGGGAUUAAAAAAGCAAAUCCAAGAAUACGAAGAAACAAUACAGCAUAUCAACAAUCAGAGUCUUGAAUACCAGGCAAAGAUUGAAGACAUGCGUGUUAAAGAAGCAGAAUUACGUCAUAGAAUUGCAGAUCUUGAAUAUGAAAAUGAUCAAACGAAACAAGAGUUUACACAGCUCAACUGCAAAAUUAUUCGUGAGCAAAACACUGUUAAAGAGUUAGAAGAACAAGUUGCCAAUCUCCAAAACACAAUUGUUGAUAAUCAAUUUUUGAUUAAAUCACAAGAACAAGAAAUCCAGAAAUUCCAAGAGAAAGGUGCCUCUUUCAGACCAAUGUAUCUUGAAGCCUCCAAAGAACUCGCUGAUCUCAAGCUCGUUCUUCAAAAGAAAGACCAAGAAAUUGAAAAACUUUCUUAUCGUCCUCCAAUGGAAGAAGUUGAAGUUAUGACAGACGAAUCAUAUAUAGAACAGAUGAAAUCGCAGAAUAAGUCGAAGCACAAACGCCGCGGCAAAGAUUCAAAGCAAAAGGAGAUGUCAGCUUUGAAUCAAUCCGCAACAAAUUUGGCAACAUCAAGUCCAGGAAAACUUAAUAUUAGAUCAAGUCCUGCUCGAUCAAUUAACAAUUUCAGCAAUGAAAUGAUCACUGAAACUCCUAAUAGUAACUUGAACAAGUCUUCCAGCAGACUAAAGAACCUUCCUGAAUCUCCAAACACCAGCAAAGUUGAUCUAAUGAAAGAGAAAUCGAAUUCUAAGUAUCAAUUGGAAACUCCUAAGAAAGAAAACAUAGAUAAGAAUGAUUCUCUUGAGAAGAUUACUGGUGCAAGUAAGUCUUUAACACGAGCAGAAUCUGUUGCUGAUACAAGUAAAAUCAAACCUUCUUCAUCAAAGAUAUCAAUUUCAUUGAAACAAGAUGAAAAAGUUAUGUCUUAUUCAUCACAUCGAUUAAUAUCAAUGAAUGAAAUUAUUCCUAAACAAGAACAACAAAAUCAACAACAGCAACAACAAGAUGUAAAACAAGAACAAGUACCAGAAACACCAUCAAUUCUUGUACAAAACAAUGAAGAAGAACAGCAACAAAAACAAGAAGAACCUCCUAAAGAAGAAACAGAAAAACCACAGGAGAAAAAGAAUUUAACAACAGAAGCUAUUAAUGAUGGACAAAUCAUCACGAAAGAUAGACAUGGAUAUGUUAUUUCUAUUGGCGGAUUGGCACCAACAAUGGUUGAUUGCAUGUACAGAUUAUUGCCAUUGAACGUUGAACAACCUUUAACUGAACCAGCAACAGAUGUAAUUUCUUUGACAUUAAGAGAUGUCAAUAUCAAACCAAAGAGUUACACGUGGUUGUUGUCGUAUAUUAUUGAUUUCUUCUGCUCAUUUAAUGGAACAGAUAUGGCAGUAAUUAUGUCAACAGAUGCCAUUACUCUUUUAAAGAAUUGCUUGCAGGCAAAAUCAAGAAUACCUACAACAACAAAUAGAUUGUACGUAGAUAUAUUGAACACUGCACAGUUAUUUAAAGGAACUUCUGGUUGUGUGAAUUUCUUCAUACAAUUUUUGAUCCAAGAAUAUUCAACAAUUGAUUUAUGUUUCUUUAACGUUCUUUUCUCUUUGUGUUAUGAUUUCUUGUAUCCUAAGACUCAGAGUUUACUCGAAUAUGAUGAAGUAACAACCGAAUCUUACCAGUUCUUGAUACACGUUGAUCUUUGCCAAUGUCUUUUGGAUCUUUUAUUCCCAUUUUCAAAAGGAAAAGUUCCAAUUGAUGUUUUUAAGAAAGGAACUCGAUCAACACCAUCAAAGAAGCUUGUUUCUUUCUGGGAAUUCGCAAAGUAUAUGCUGCAAAUCUUCAGACAGACUCAUAUGCAAUUCCACAAACAAGUCAAAGCACUUUUGAAUCUAAGUGGUCAUGAAGCUGAUUCUCAAAUAACUGAAGAGAUUUUCUCUAAUUUCUUCAUUCUAUCAAGACCUUUCAUCAAAGAUGAUGAAAUAAAGAAGCUCUGGGAGAGAUACUCUCUCGAGCAAGUCAUCAAGAAGAACACAGACUUGAAUAUUCAUUCUCUUAUUCAGUUUUGUGCAGAUUUCCCUGAAGUUACAAAUACUGUUCUUGAAUUACCUUAUGCAUCGAAUUUCGAUUCAAUAUAUGGAGAUUUCCCAAUUCACAUGCAGAAAUUGAUGCUUUUCUUCAGGAAGAGAUACACCAAAUUCAUGAGAAAAGUUGUUUUCAAUCUUCCUUCUCAUAUCAGAGCAGCUAUUGAACAGAGUUAUGUUCGUAUCAGGAAUUCUAUUAUCAGAUGCGAUCUCUCUACAUGUGUGACAUGUUAUCGCCACUUUUUACAAGUGUCCGAUUUGAAGAUCACAGAAGAUAAUCCAUAUUUGACAUUUGCAUCUAAUGUAGAACCAGAACUCAUCGACGCCAUUAUUAAGAUGCUUGCCGCACGUGAGAUGCUUGUCUCCGAAGAAGUCCUUGUCCAAAAAUAA
Molecule: messenger RNA, 3177 nt
Organism: Trichomonas vaginalis G3
Lineage: Eukaryota; Parabasalia; Trichomonadida; Trichomonadidae
Exons: 1
Coding region: 1-3177 (1058 amino acids)
Source: RefSeq, a predicted model, not a curated record